UCCCCGCCUCGGCUGCGCUCGGGGUUUUACUGCAGUAGCCGGAGGUGACAGGGACGCCUUAGCCUCCCGGGCAGCUCUCAGAAGCCGGCUUCCCCGGCAUCCCCAAGGUCCUGCGCCUGCGAGGCCGGUCCCGGGGAGUGCCACAAGCCGCCGAAAACCCCAAUUUGAAAAUGUGGAAGUCGCAGGGCUGCAUUCCUCCCGGGACCAGCCCGGGCGCCCCGCGCUGACAGCGGCGGGCAGCCUGUGGGUAGUUGGGACCGUACAGCAAAGGGGGAGGGGAGUGGCGCAGCCUCGUUCGCUCUGCAAGGAGUCGCUGGAGCAGUGCGGUUGGACACAAGUUUGCGUGGGAGUGUUUUCCUUUUGUCAAUAAUUAAUCGGUCUGGCAGAAUUGGAGUUUUGGCAAUAGUGCGGGCGGCGGGGCCGAACACCCAACUCUGGGAAGCUCUGAGGCGCCCGGGCGCAGGGGGAAGCUCGCCGCGUCUGGAGAGGCGCCAACGCGUUGGUGCUCCACUAAGCCGCAGAGAGGUACACCCACCCCGAGAUGAAGAAACAGCAGCCCCGGGAGGAGAAGUAACCCAGAAAUAUUCCGUGGAGGAGCAAGAACAAGAAUCCAAGCCUGGACCCUCCUAGGCAGGACAGACUUUCUGCAGCUUGAAGGAGCCAACCAUGGAUUUCAGGCGUGUGAAGGACUAUUUCUCCUGGCUCUACUACCAAUACCAAAUCAUCAGCUGCUGUGCUGUCUUGGAGCCCUGGGAGCAAUCCAUGUUCAAUACCAUCUUGCUAACCAUUUUUGCUAUGGUGGUGUAUACUGCCUAUGUUUUCAUCCCAAUCCACAUCCGCCUGGCUUGGGAAUUUUUCUCCAAAAUGUGUGGCUACCACAGUACACUUUCGAAUUGAUCUUGGUUGCAUUCUGUGAAUCCGCAGUGCACAUGUGUAUGUCGCUUACAACUCCUUGUUUUAGGUGAUUACCGUGUCUUCUUUCCCUUUCUGAUCUAAAAAGCUCUCACUUCUCUAUGCACUCUUAGGUCCUGCCUGAAAUUUGAGAGAGAUGCCUCUUUAGGUUCUUUUGUACAUGUUACAUUGUGCAUCAGACCAAGAUAGUACAAUGACCUUACCUCACGUACCAUAUUUUCUCAAUUUAAAUCUAUGACUUUAGUGUGUGUUUUUUUAAUCAGAAAAUUUCAUAUAAAAUUUUUUCUGGAAAGUAGGCUCAUGAGACCUAUCAGAAUCGUGUUUAAAAUAUUUGCUCCCUUGAUACCUAUUCUAUACUAAAGGAUAUAUUUUUUAAAAUGUGUUCAUAGGCUACUGUCAAAAGUAUCAGAUCCUUGUUUACAAUAUAAAGAUGUGAAAAAAUUAUAUGGGCCCCCUAAAGUAUUGGUUUUUUUACUCAACUACUGAUACCUAAAAUUCUUUUACUUCAAGUGCAAAAGAAUAGGCUGGAGGCAAAUAUCUGCUUUCAGACAUGGUUCCUGAAUCGUUUCAAAUGCCUCUAAAAGUUGGGCUUUUAUAACAAUUUAAAAUCAACAAUGUUGAUUUUAGAUAACCCAAUAAGUAUUACAAUACAAAAUAUUUUUUACAUAUAAGAAACAAAAUAUAAUCAGAGUAAAUUCAGACAUUGUGACUGUGAUGUUGUCUUGCCUUCCAUGAUGCUGGAGGCGGUGGGGGGCGGGGGGAGCGGAGAGAGAAAAGAAAUUGCUUUUUUUCUGUGCUUUCACUCAGUGGAGUGGGGAGCAUGUAUUGGGCUACAGGAAGAAAAGCUAAUAAAUAGGCUGGAAGUAAUAUUCCACCAGCAGGAACUCGACAGCUCCAGUUAAACACUCCUUUGCAGAGCAAAAUCAAGAUUUAUUAAAUUUCCUUCAAAGUGUUCAUUUUAAAAACAAUUGCUGCCCUAGCUGGUUUGGCUCAGUGGAUAGAACAUCAGCCUGGGGACUGAAGGGUCCCAGGUUCAAUUCUGGUCAAGGGCACAUGCCCGGGGUUGCGAGCUCAAUCCCCAGUAGGGGAUGUGCAGGAGGCAGCCAUUCAAUGAUUGCUUGCCUCUCUCAUCUUUGAUAUUUCUAUCUCUCUCUCCCUCUCCAUUCCUCUCUGAAAUCAAUAAAAAUAUAUAUAUUUAUUUAAGAAAAUAAAAAACAAUUGUACAUUUUAAUUAUACUGCUGAAUCAGAUGUGAAUGCCAAAGAUCAAGCAUUGCAAUUUUUCUUUCCUCUCAAUAAAUAUCAAUAUUAGUGAUACUGGAGGGUAAAAGUAUAAAUAGUUUUUAGAUAAUAUUUGCACCCUUGUUUGUGUUAUGGAGAAAAAAAAUUUCCAAAAAGAGCUAGAAAGAUGUUUGGCAUGCCAAAUUAACUUGCAUGUUGGUUUUCAAAAACACACACAAGCACAUGGUUUGAAAAUAAACCAGAUCUGACAUGUACUUGUUGAUUUUUGCAAAAUAAAAUUAGGUUUAAUUUUAUAAAUAAAAUAUCCACUUCA
This is a messenger RNA of Eptesicus fuscus (big brown bat), 2465 nucleotides long. RefSeq names its product serine palmitoyltransferase small subunit B (gene SPTSSB). The transcript has 3 exons. Gene Ontology annotation, cellular component: serine palmitoyltransferase complex. The record is from RefSeq and is a predicted model, not a curated record. NCBI's taxonomy places the organism in Eukaryota, Metazoa, Chordata, Mammalia, Chiroptera, Vespertilionidae. Gene Ontology annotation, molecular function: serine C-palmitoyltransferase activity. Gene Ontology annotation, biological process: ceramide biosynthetic process; endoplasmic reticulum organization. Bases 667 to 897 code for a protein of 76 amino acids.